AUGGCUAAUUAUUUUACUCUUCAAUGUCUUCUUCUUGCCUCCUUUCUCCUAAUUGUUACAUGCCCACAUGAAGGCUCAGCCGCUGUUAGCUUCAAUGACAAUUACUACAUCACCUGGGGAAACAAUCAUGCUCAACUUCUCAACCAAGGAACAGAACUUCAACUUACAUUGGAUCAAACUUCUGGGGCCGGAUUUGAGUCAAAGGCGAUGUUCGGGUCGGGUUCUUUCACCAUGAGACUGAAAAUACCAGCAAAAAAAUCUUCUGGAGUUGUUACAGCCUUCUAUUUGAUUUCCAAGACGGCAAUUCACGAUGAGAUCGACUUUGAGUUCCUGGGACACAAUGGAGCUCCUUACACAUUACAAACAAAUGUGUUCUCCAACAAUGUAGGAGGCAGAGAGCAAAAGAUUAGACUUUGGUUCGAUCCUACAAUAGAUUACCAUUCUUACACUAUUCUAUGGAAUAGCCACCAGAUCGUGUUAUUUGUGGACAAUAUUCCGAUCAGAGUGUUUAAGAACAAGGCAGAUAUUGGAGUGAGUUACCCAUCACAACCAAUGCACGUAACGGGGAGCCUAUGGAAUGGCACCUGGGCUGCUGGCGGGAUCCCGAUCGAAUGGAGUCAAGCUCCCUUCCAAGCUUACUUUCAAGGAUUCACUGUCACUGCCUGCCCAUUACAAGACUACAGGCAACGUCAACUGUGUUAUAACCCAAAUUUAUGGUGGAACAGAAGGAAUUACUGGCAGCUAAAUCGCCAACAACAAGCAUUGUUGGAACGAACAAGGAAGAGUGUCUUGACUUACGACUAUUGCACCGAUAAGUCCAGGUACCCUCGGCAGCCUCCAGAGUGCCUAUACAACCAGUAAAAGAAUGGCAUUCUAGCAUGAUCGAUCAAUCAUUUUCAUUUCAUUGAUACAUUCAAUUCAAACAACAUUACAACAAUACAGAAAAUAAAUAUGAUUACAUGAUUGACAAACAGAUAGAUUACGUCUUUGUCAGUCAUGUAAACAUAUAGCUUGAAUUUCAAU
Messenger RNA from Tripterygium wilfordii, 1023 nucleotides. RefSeq names its product xyloglucan endotransglucosylase/hydrolase protein 2-like. Gene Ontology annotation, biological process: cell wall biogenesis; xyloglucan metabolic process. NCBI's taxonomy places the organism in Eukaryota, Viridiplantae, Streptophyta, Magnoliopsida, Celastrales, Celastraceae. The record is from RefSeq and is a predicted model, not a curated record. Gene Ontology annotation, molecular function: hydrolase activity, hydrolyzing O-glycosyl compounds; xyloglucan:xyloglucosyl transferase activity. The coding region runs from base 1 to 861 and encodes 286 amino acids. Gene Ontology annotation, cellular component: cell wall; apoplast. The transcript is spliced from 4 exons.